Lotus japonicus is the source of this 2023-nucleotide messenger RNA. Its product is annotated as aspartyl protease family protein 1-like. Gene Ontology annotation, molecular function: aspartic-type endopeptidase activity. NCBI's taxonomy places the organism in Eukaryota, Viridiplantae, Streptophyta, Magnoliopsida, Fabales, Fabaceae. The record is from RefSeq and is a predicted model, not a curated record. The transcript has 10 exons. Bases 311 to 1846 code for a protein of 511 amino acids. Gene Ontology annotation, biological process: proteolysis.
GUAGAGCCAAUUGAACUCUAGGACAGCCCAUCAUCACUAGAAUCCUCGAUCACCAAACACUAUCAUCAAAACUUUUUUCCCCUCUCUCUACACUACACAUGUCCCUAAACUUUUCUAUCUCAACCCAAAAACUCUUGUAUCCUACUACUUUUUCUUUUCUCUCUAUUUUUUGUCUGUCUUGUCGACGCUCCACAUUUUCUACCAAACAGCAAAGUUGACCACAACUUUCCGGGAAAACUCACCUGCAUAUUUUCUCGCCGGGAAAAAACUCUCCCACCUACCCAACAAGCUCUCUUCAGCUGAUCAGCUCAUGGCUUUGCCACAACUGGUGUUGUUGGGGUUGGUGGUGGUGAGUUUAGCUUCACAGUGCUGUCACGGUUCCGGCCAAUUCGGAUUCGACAUCCACCACAGAUUCUCGGAUCCGGUCAAGGGCAUUCUGGGUAUCGACGAGUUACGGUUACCCCACAAGGGAACUCCUCAGUACUAUGCUGCUUUGGUCCACAGAGAUCGUGUCUUUCGUGGCCGUCGACUCGCCGGCGAUCAGCACGCACCUCUCACUUUCGCCGCCGGCAAUGACACUCAUCAGAUUGCUGCUUUUGGAUAUUUGCAUUUUGCCAAUGUUUCGGUUGGGACACCACCUUUAUGGUUUGUGGUGGCAUUGGAUACUGGGAGUGACUUGUUCUGGUUACCUUGUAAUUGUACCAGUUGCGUGCGCGGGUUAAAGAGAGAAAGUGGAAGUGUAAUUAAUCUUAAUAUCUAUGAGCUUGAGAAGUCAUCCACAAUGAAAAGUGUUUCGUGCAGUAGCAGCUUAUGUAAACAAACAAAAUGCCCUUCAUCUGGUAGCCAUUGUCGAUAUCAAGUUGACUAUCUCUCUAAUGAUACUUCAUCUUCUGGGUUCAUGGUAGAAGACGUGCUGCACUUGAUAACAGAUAAUGGUCAAACAAAAGAUACUGAAACACGAAUUAGUAUUGGUUGUGGUCAAGUUCAGACUGGUGUGUUUCUAGAGGGGGCCGCUCCAAAUGGUCUAUUUGGACUUGGUAUGGAUAAUGUAUCUGUUCCUAGCAUCCUAGCCCAAAAGGGGCUUAUUUCAAAUUCUUUUUCAAUGUGUUUUGGAUCUGAUGGUUCUGGAAGAAUCACAUUUGGGGAUACUGGCAGCUUGGACCAAGGAAAAACACCAUUCAACCUAAGGGCAUUGCAUCCGACAUAUAACAUCACCAUUACCCAAAUUAAAGUGGGACGAAAUGUUGCUGAUCUUGAGUUUCAUGCAAUUUUUGACUCUGGGACCUCAUUCACAUACUUAAAUGACCCAGCUUAUACACUUAUUGCGGAUAAGUUCAACUCUCUAAUCAAAGCAGAUCGGCCUUCAUCUCAAUCAACUGAUUCUGAUCUCCCCUUCGAGCACUGUUAUGCCGUCAGUCCAGAUCAGACAAUUGAACUUCCCUAUUUGAAUCUAACGAUGAAAGGUGGAGAUGAUUAUUAUGUCACGAAUCCAUUAAUACCAGUUUUUAGUGAGGUUGAAGGAAAUCUCCUUUGUUUGGGUAUCCAGAAAAGUGACAACGUGAAUAUCAUUGGACAAAACUUCAUGACCGGUUACCGUUUAGUCUUUGAUCGCGAAAACAUGAUUCUUGGUUGGAAGGAAUCGAAUUGUUCUGAGGAAGUACUCUCCAACACAUUACCUUUUAACCCAUCUCACUCUCCUGCUAUUUCCCCUGCUGUUGCUGUGAACCCCGUGGCUACAUCAAACCCAUCAAGUAAUCCUGGGAGGCUUUCGCCAAAUCACUCGUUUAGGAUGAAACCUACUUUUGCAUUUAUGAUGGUCCUUUUACCUCUUUUAGCCAUUCUUUGAGCAUUCCUUUGUCCAUUCCAUCAUAUAUUAUUCAAUUUUAUAGGAUUUGUAAUUUUAGCAUACGAGAAGCAUUGCUGCUUCCUUUUUUUCUUUUAGUUUUAAUAGCAUUGAUUUGAUCAUGGGCUUGUAUAUAAUGUACCUACCAUAUAGUAAACUAAAGAAAUUUCUGUUACAUUA